Messenger RNA from Dicentrarchus labrax (European seabass), 5070 nucleotides. Its product is annotated as suppressor of tumorigenicity 14 protein. Gene Ontology annotation, molecular function: protein binding; serine-type endopeptidase activity. NCBI's taxonomy places the organism in Eukaryota, Metazoa, Chordata, Actinopteri, Moronidae. The transcript is spliced from 20 exons. Gene Ontology annotation, biological process: acrosome reaction; proteolysis. The record is from RefSeq and is a predicted model, not a curated record. Bases 393 to 2966 code for a protein of 857 amino acids.
UCCAGCUGCGGAGGGUUUCAGUCGCGCAGUGAAUCAUGGGAGAUCAGGUGUGACCAUUCUCUGUGGUCUCUUUGAUCUCUGCUGUCGCCAGUUUCCUUGUUCUUCUUGUUGUCGCCAGAUCCUCCUCCGUCCUCCAGAACCGAACUCCUGCGGUCGGAACCCGUCCGACCCGGAUCUCACCGCGACCCGGAAACAGUACCGGUAUCAUACCCCCGGGAGUUUAAAAAAAGGACGACUUUAAUCUCGCUCUUUGUCGCUACCUGUCGCCGCUCACCUGUCGCCGCCAUCAUGUCAGCGGGGCGGUAAUGGCAGCAGAGCGCGAGACUCACCGGGAGACAGCGCGAGACGAACCGAGGACGGAAUAAAAGACAAAAAGGGGGACCUGGAGCGACAUGGAUUUACUGGACUCAGGACAGAAGUUCAGUCCCAGACAGACCAUAGCAGAAACAGUAAAAGCAGCCUCAGAGCCGGACUGGGACACCAACCUGCAGUUCCUGCCGGCCACAGACUCCAAGCGGCUGGAGAAGAAACCUGGCCGCAGGAAGAAGCUCUGGAUCGGGCUCGGCCUGCUGGUUUUGGCUGCCGCUCUGGCGCUGCUCACUGGGCUGCUGGUCUGGCACUUCCACUUACGCAGUGACGUCAGAGUCAAGAAGGUUUAUAUCGGCUCCAUGGGGAUCAAUAACCAGCGUUUCAUGCCAUCGUAUGAAGAUCCCAGCAGUCGUGAUUUUAAAAGCCUGGCCGCUCUGGUCAACAAGCAGCUCAAACUGAUUUACUCCAAAAAUUCAGUUCUGGCCAAAUACUUCAAAGGCUCCACAGUCCAGGCCUUCAGCGAGGGAGAUGGCGGAGGUGAUGGCGUCGUGGCGUAUUACCAGUCAGAGUUUGACGUCCACAUCAACCAGGAGGCCUCACUGGACGUAGCCGUCGAGUCCCUGGAGCCGCCUGCAGGAAGUCAGCAGAGUCGACAAGGACGAGUGCUGCUGAAACCCACCGACCCGCUCAGCGUCAACAGCGUCAUCUCACGAGCUAUAGACCCACGCAUGACGAGGACCACUUUAUUUGUGAAAAAGUCAUUCAACAUCCACGUCAAAGAAGCGGGAAUCGUCCAGUCUCCGGGGUUUCCAGACACUUCGUACCCACCAAACGUCUACCUUAAGUGGAGGCUUAGGGCCGACCCCGGGCACCGAGUCCGACUGGACUUCCACACUCUGAUCCUGGAGGACGACUGCCAACAAGACUUCAUCAAAAUCUACGACUCCCUGGCUACGAUAGAGCCCCGAGUCCUGACAGAACAGUGUGGAUACCCUCAUAAUUCCCUGUCCUACCUGUCUUCUGGGAAUGUCAUGUUGCUGACUCUGGUCACCAGCGAGGAAAAGAACUUCCCCGGCUUCAGAGCCAACUACUCCCAGAUCCCUCUGAUUGAACAAAAGUGUGGAGGUACACUGACUGGAGACAAAGGCUCCUUCUCCUCACCUUUCUUCCCAUCCAACUAUCCUCCACGGACUACAUGUGUCUGGAAAAUCGAGGCCCCUGUGAAAAAGUUUCUGAAGGUUCACUUCAAAAAGUUCCUCUUGGGAAAGUACAGCAGCCAGUGUUCCAAUGAUUAUGUUGACGUCAAUGGUCAAAGACUGUGUGGCAGUAAGCCAGAAAGCACCGUGGUCACCAGCCGAAGCAACGUGAUGACCAUUAAAUUUAACUCCGACUCGUCUAUCGUUGACCAGGGUUUCACUGCCGAGUACGAAGCCUUUGUCCCUGAUAAUCCUUGUCCUGGAAGGUUCCAGUGCACCAACAACCUGUGCAUCAACAGCACUCUGCAGUGUGACGGCUGGAACGACUGUGGCGACAGCAGCGACGAGGACGGCUGCACAUGCGAGGCAUCUCAGAUGAAGUGUAAAAAUGGCCGCUGUAAACCAAAGUUCUGGAAAUGCGACGGCAAUGACGACUGCGGAGACAACACAGACGAGGAAAACUGUGUAAAGUGUAAACCAGAAGAGUUUGCCUGCAGGAACAAACGCUGUAUCUCACAGAAGUUGAAGUGUAACGGAGUCGAUGACUGCUCAGAUGGAUCAGAUGAGUCUAAAUGUGAAAAAUCUCUGGUGUUGCAGCAGUGUUCAGAGUUCACCUUCCGCUGCAGGACCGGACGCUGCAUCAGCAAACUGAACCCAGAGUGUGACGGAGAGCAGGACUGUGAGGACGGCUCUGACGAGAACAGCUGCCAGUGCGGGCUGCGGCCGUACCGGAGCUCUCGUAUCGUGGGCGGUCAGGCGUCCCGGGAGGGGGAGUGGCCCUGGCAGGUCAGCCUCCACAUCAGGGGUGUAGGUCACGUGUGUGGAGCGUCGGUGUUGAGCAACCGCUGGCUGCUGACCGCCGCUCACUGUGUACAGGACAACGGACCAAACAAGUACUCCCAGGCGGACCAAUGGGAGGCCUUGCUGGGCCUGCAUGUGCAGAGUCAGACCAAUGAGUGGACAGUGAGGAGGAACGUGAGGCGUAUCAUCGCUCAUCAAAACUACAACAGCUUGACCUACGACAACGACAUCGCUCUGAUGGAGCUGGACACCAACGUAACCCUCAACCAGAACAUCUGGCCCAUCUGUCUGCCCUCACCCACCUACGACUUCCCAGCAGGCCAAGUGGCGUGGAUCACGGGCUGGGGGGCAACACAGAGAGCAGGCUUUGCGGCAACCAUCCUGCAGAAGGCGGAGGUUCGGAUCAUCAACAGCACGGUGUGUAAGACUCUGAUGGACGAAGUCACCGACAGGAUGCUGUGUGCUGGAGUCCUGAGAGGAGGCGUGGACGCCUGUCAGGGCGACUCCGGCGGGCCGCUGUCUGUCACCGGCCUCAGUGGGCGGGCCUUCCUGGCUGGCGUGGUGAGCUGGGGCGACGGCUGUGCUCGCAGAAACAAACCCGGCGUCUACACCCGAGUCACUAAAUACCGCAGCUGGAUAAAGGAGAACAGCGGAGUGUAGCAGCAGAGACACUCUGGAUUAUACGUGUUUCUCAUGGAUAUUAAGACUGGAGGUGAAUGUGGGUUGUGAUUGGUGAACAAAUAUAAUUAUUAUUAUUAUUCACAGCAGAAUCUGUGAAUUAUUCUUAAAUCUUCAAGUUUUUUAAGUUGCAGCAAAGCAGAAACUGAGAGCAGCUUUCUGUGUGUUUUAUUUUUUAUUUUUAGAUUAUUGAAACAGAUCACAACUCGAUUUGUCUUUUUAUACAGUAAUGAAGAUCAUAACUGUAACAUCCAGUGCUGUAAAUACAAACAAAAGAAUCCAGUGUUUAUAAGUGAGAUUUUGUUGUUGGGUUAUUCACAUGUUCAUUUUCUACUAAAGAUUACUUUGUACAAGUAAAUGUUUGAAACACUUGAUGUGUUUCCUCUUGAAGGUUAACUAUCUUGUAAAUAAUAAUGAUAAAAUGUACUCAGGGCUAAAAGGAAAAUACUUAAAUAUCAUCUGCGUUUAUGUUCCAGCUAUAAAUAACAACAUACUUUUGCAGUCUUCAGUCCAGCUAAUGGUUAAACAGGGUCAGUGUGUGUUUUUGGUUUUAGUUGAUAUAGUUUAGUAACUGUAGUCACUUCUGGAGUAGUCCCACCCUCUGUGGCAGAGCUGGUAUGAACGCGUAAAACAGGAUCAACAGGAUAAAACACUGAACUCUGUCACACACUGUCAGAACAAAAUGUUCACCUCAAGGUUCUUCAAACAUGGUUUAACUCCAGGCUAACAUGUUAGCCAGCUGAAAUUACCCAGUUAAUUCUAAUGUGCCUCUUUAAACACAUUUACAGGUUUAAUUUAUUUGUCUUGAAUAACUAUGAAUUUGAGUUAAGAAACCACUGUAAACAUAUUCCGACCAUCACAUAAAACACUGCAAAGAAAACAACAGUCAUCAAAUUAUAUGACACAUUCCAGAGUUCAGCCUUUUGCUCAUCAUAUCCAAGCUAAAAUUGUGAUAAAGACAAAUAGUUUUAGAUGUUUUUAAAAUGUUCAUUUCGCUCUCAUAACACUGCAAAACAUGUCGGUCAUAAUCCUGUUGACAAGCAGCAGGUUUGAAGGUCGAGUCCUUGUUGCUGUGAAAUCAGUUGCAGAGAAACUGAAAAAUCCAGUCUUAUCCAUGUGUGAUAAACAGUUCCUAUGUGAUCCAAAUAGGUUCCACGCCAGCAAAGUACCUUGAAAACACUCUAAAUAAUUCAAAGUAUCCAGAAAAACUGUCUGGUUUCAACAUUCAUUAUGGAGCUCCUCAGGGAAUCGUUCUUGGUCCUCUAGGGAUUUACACAAAACUAGUUAACACAAGUUAAAUACUAGCGUUUUUCCAAUUGAUUUAUUUAUUUUACCAUGUCAUCAAUGUAGAAUAUAAGACCACUAACAUCAAAUUUAAAAGAACCUUAAAGGUUCCUGAGAGCUCUUGUACAACAGGGUGUUCUCCAAUAAGUGUGUUAUGGCACAAACCAGGAUCUGAUAUUUAAAAGCAAACAACAAAAAGUUGCAAAAGAUCUUGCUUUAUUCAUACUUUUACUUAAUUUUUUUUUGUUUUCCCACUGAAUUUCAAUCUGUCUCUUUGUUCAAGUUUGAGCAGCACUACCUUAAAUCAGCUGUCUUUGUUACAUUACUUGUUUUUGUAUUCAUGUUUUGCACUCUGCGGUGGCAUAUUUUCUGCUGAAUGUAUUUAUUUGAACAAUGUUUCCUCAUUUGUGCAGCAGUUGGGUUUUUUGGAGUUUCAAGUCCACUUCUGUUCUUGGUUUUAUAGGAGUUAUACUUUUAGUUUGGUUGCUAGUGGUGUAUAUUUCUUUGCUGCAUGCUCAUUGGAAGGUGGAAGGAAUAUAGAGGAAACCUUUUGCCUGAGUUGAGGCCUGUUGGCCUGAUGAAUUUAGUUCAGUAGGAUAACUUUAAGAUAAUCAUGAAUGUAAUAAAGUGAGUUUUUACUGUAUUUGAAACUAGUUAAUGUCUAAGUGCAAAUACCUACAUGAAGGCUGAUUACAGUAUGCAAAUAUACAUUUUCUUUAUUAUUAUGAUGGAAUUGAAUGUUUUGCCUUUUUGGGGGGUAACUGCCAAAUCUCAUGCAAUAAAAACAUCCAUAACAAGUAAA